Molecule: messenger RNA, 6588 nt
Organism: Puccinia triticina
Lineage: Eukaryota; Fungi; Basidiomycota; Pucciniomycetes; Pucciniales; Pucciniaceae
Exons: 8
Coding region: 1-6588 (2195 amino acids)
Biological process (GO): 'de novo' pyrimidine nucleobase biosynthetic process; L-glutamine metabolic process; UTP biosynthetic process
Cellular component (GO): cytosol; cytoplasm
Molecular function (GO): amino acid binding; dihydroorotase activity; metal ion binding
Source: RefSeq, a predicted model, not a curated record
AUGUCUGGACUCGACAACGCAAUCCUGGAUGGUAGUCCACUCGCCAGUCCCAUCGCAUCUGUCUCAGGUACCGAGCCUCUGGAUGUCGCUGCCAGACGUGCUGCAGCGAUCAAAGGUCCCAAUGGAGUCCGCUCGCCAGUGAUGUCUCGUUCACCCUCCAUCUCCAGCCACCAGAGAGGCAUUCAUUCCCUACCUCCGGCCACCCCCUCCGUGCCGGCGCUUGAAGAUCUAUAUACUGCAUCUCCUGGCGAAAGCGAGGAUGGCAAUCAUGUGGUUCGCGAGGGACUGUCAAAGAAGAUGAUGGUUCUCGAGCUCGCCGAUGGUACCAUUUAUCAAGGCUAUGGCUUUGGUGUAUCCGGUAAAAGCAUCAGCGGAGAAUGUGUCUUCCAAACAGGGAUGGUUGGCUACCCCGAGUCUCUAACCGACCCUUCAUACAAAGGCCAAAUCCUGGUUCUGACGUACCCAUUGAUCGGCUCAUAUGGCGUACCCAAACGAGAAGACAUAUUCUUACCGACCCAGUUUGAGUCCUCUCAAAUCCACGUGGCCGCCUUGGUCGUCGGCUCUUAUAGUGGUGACCGGGAAGACUUCAGUCAUCAUCUCGCCGAAAGCCCACUCGGUCAAUGGCUCCAAGAGCAAGGAAUCCCCGCUAUCUAUGGCGUUGAUACUCGAGCACUGACAAAAAAGAUCAGGGAACGGGGUGUUAUGCUCGCCAAAUUACUCGCCAAGUCCGUUUCCCCACCCACAUCCUCAAGCAACGGUUCACUACAGAAGACACCUCUUUCAAGACUCAGUGGUAUGGGCCCCUCCCGCGAAUCAUGGCGCGCUGAAUAUAUCGACAUCCCACUUCACGAUCACAAUGCCGAUAAUCUCGUUCAAGUUGUCUCCCGGACUAAGCCGACCUUGUAUCAACCCCAGCACCUACCGGCUCAUGAUCAGCCAGCUCAAAUCCUCCAGCACCAUUCCAAAUCAAGACCUUUACGGAUCUUGUCAUUGGAUGUUGGGAUGAAAUACAAUCAAAUCCGUUGUUUCUUGCGUCGUGGAGUCGAAGUGCUGGUCGUUCCCUGGGAUCACGACUUUUUAAACCCAUCCGUCCAAGAACCUGGAUCGUUUGAUGGGCUUUUUAUCUCAAACGGGCCAGGAGAUCCCAAGCUGGCCGAAGCCCCCAUCCUUCGGAUCCGUCAAGCGGUGGAGAUGAAAGCUUUCCCUAUCUUUGGGAUUUGCUUAGGUCAUCAGUUGCUCGCGUUGGCAGUUGGCGCCAAGACACUGAAACUCAAGUACGGGAAUCGAGGCCAGAACAUACCUUGCACUGACCUCCAAUCAGGUAGAUGCUACAUCACGUCGCAAAAUCAUGGAUAUGCCGUCGACACCGCAUCGCUUCCCGAGGACUGGAAAGAGCUCUUUGUCAAUGCGAACGAUCAGAGCAACGAAGGUAUCUACUCAACCCGCUACCCGUACUUCAGUGUCCAGUUCCAUCCCGAAAGUGCGCCUGGUCCACAAGAUACCGAAUUCCUGUUUGAUGUCUUUGUCAAAAGUGUCACUUCCUUCGCGCAAGACGGUACCUUCCUGCCCGUCACAAUGCCCGGAGGCAGUGCCCACGAAAAUAGCCUGAAGAACCCGAAAGUUCACGUCAAGAAGGUUCUCGUCCUGGGUAGUGGUGGUUUGUCGAUCGGUCAGGCCGGUGAAUUUGACUAUUCUGGAAGCCAGGCAAUCAAGGCCCUUCAAGAAGAAGGCAUUUACACGAUUCUGAUCAAUCCAAACAUUGCGACUAUCCAGACAAGCAAAGGAUUGGCCGAUAAGGUUUACUUCCUGCCCGUCACCCCUGAGUUCGUUCGGAAAGUGAUCCGACAUGAGCGCCCGGACGGAAUCUAUUGCACCUUCGGGGGCCAAACUGCCCUCUCGGUUGGAAUCGCCUUGAAGGACGAGUUCGAAGGAUUGGGAGUGAAGGUAUUGGGGACUCCGAUCUCUACUGUCAUCACCACCGAAGACAGGGAGCUGUUCGCCAGCGCGAUGGCCGAGAUUGGCGAGAAGUGUGCCACCAGCGCUUCUGCGACGUCCAUCGAGGAGAGUCUCAAAGCCGCCAAUCAGAUCGGCUAUCCCGUCAUCGUCCGGGCUGCCUUUGCGCUCGGGGGCUUGGGAAGUGGCUUCGCGAACAACGAUGAAGAGCUCCGAGAAUUGUGUGACAAGGCUUUUGCGAUCAGCACCCAGGUGCUUAUCGAAAGGAGUAUGAAAGGAUGGAAGGAGGUUGAGUAUGAGGUCGUGAGGGACUGCAGAGACAACUGCAUCACCGUUUGUAACAUGGAGAACUUCGACCCACUGGGCAUCCAUACAGGUGAUUCAAUCGUCGUUGCGCCUUCUCAAACGCUCUCUGAUGCCGAUUAUCAGAUGCUCCGAACUACGGCUAUCAAUGUCAUCCGUCAUCUUGGAGUAGUUGGUGAAUGCAACAUUCAGUAUGCCCUCAAUCCCCGCUCGAAGGAAUACGCCAUCAUCGAAGUCAAUGCCCGUCUGUCGCGUUCUUCGGCUCUGGCCUCCAAGGCGACCGGAUAUCCCCUGGCAUUCAUCGCUGCCAAGUUGGGACUGGGUAUCCCAUUGAAUGAGAUUCGCAAUUCGGUCACCAAAGUGACGUCCGCCUGCUUCGAGCCCAGCUUGGAUUAUUGCGUCGUCAAAAUGCCGAGGUGGGACUUGAAGAAGUUCCAGCGUGUGUCCAGCAAGCUUGGUAGUUCUAUGAAGUCGGUCGGAGAAGUCAUGGCCAUCGGUCGUACCUUCGAAGAGGCGAUCCAAAAAGCCAUCCGGUCCGUCGAUCCGGCAUUCACCGGCUUCGAUAAAAAUUCGAUCGUAAGCCAAGAUGAACUCAAGCAAGAAUUGACCCAGCCAACCGAUCGAAGAAUCUUCGCCAUCGCUAAUGCCUUCAAUGAGGGAUGGACUCUCGAAGAAGUGUGGGAGAUGACGCGAAUCGAUAAAUGGUUCCUCCACAAGCUCAAACAUCUGGUCACGAUGGAAAACAUUGUCCGGAAGUAUCACGCCUCCAACUUCCCUGUCAACUUGCUCCGUUACACCAAGCAACUCGGUUUCUCGGACAACCAACUUUCCCGAUUCUUGAAUUCAAAUGAGUUGGCCAUCCGUCGUCUACGUGUUGAAUUUGGCAUCAUGCCCUUCGUCAAGCAAAUCGAUACCGUAGCUGCGGAGUUCCCGGCAUUCACGAACUAUCUAUUCACCUCCUACAAUGCUACAGAGCACGAUGUCACUUUUGAGGACCGAGGGAUUAUUGUUUUGGGAUCUGGUGUUUACCGCAUCGGCUCUUCAGUGGAAUUUGAUUGGUGUGCAGUGCGAGCCAUUCGCACCCUGCGUGGUCGUGGGCUACGUACUGUGAUGGUCAACUAUAACCCAGAAACAGUCUCGACCGAUUUCGACGAGGCAGAUCGACUAUACUUCGAAAACAUCAGCCUUGAGACUGUCCUGGACAUUUACGACACCGAGAAGUCUAGCGGAGUGAUCGUUUCGAUGGGCGGGCAAACCCCGAAUAACAUUGCAUUGCCCCUGCACCGCCAGAAUGUCAAGAUUCUCGGAACUUCUCCUGAAAUGAUCGAUAACGCCGAGAACCGAUACAAAUUUUCCCGAAUGCUCGACAAGAUUGGCGUUGACCAGCCCCGAUGGAAAGAGCUGACGACCAUCGAAGAAGCCCACCUUUUCUGUGAAACUGUGGGCUACCCAGUUCUUGUUAGGCCAUCCUAUGUGCUCUCUGGCGCCGCGAUGAAUGUCGCAUAUUCAGCAGAUGACCUGUCUGCCUAUCUCGCCCAAGCCGCACAAGUCUCGCGCGAAUAUCCGGUAGUGGUCACCAAAUACAUCGAAGGAGCCAAAGAAAUCGAGAUGGAUGCUGUCGCUCGCCACGGAAAAUUGAUCAUGCAUUACGUAUGUGAGCACGUGGAAAACGCCGGGGUUCACUCGGGCGAUGCUACCUUGAUUCUCCCCCCUCAAGAUCUUGACCCCGAGACGGUGCGAAGGAUCGAGAUCGCGACCGAGAAAAUCGGUAAUGCGCUCAACAUCACCGGUCCCUUUAACAUCCAGUUCAUUGCCAAAAACAAUGAAAUUAAGCAAGGGAAAGUUGACCUGUUCAUCAACCUACCCUCCCGAAACAGGUUCAGGCGUCCACAGCAACACAUCUCACUGGGCUACCGAGCCCGACGAACCGCUAUCGACCACGCCAUUCCCCUGAUAACCAAUGUGAAGAACGCGAAAAUCUUGAUCGAGGGUCUCGCCAGAUACCCCACACUCUCAAUCAGCUCGAUAGAUGCUAAAUCCUCGCAUCGGACCAUCAGGCUUCCCGGACUCGUUGACUCUGCUUGCUUCGUCAAUUCUCUCAUCUCUCCAAGCUCGGAUUCCUUGGAGCAAACUACAGCAACCGCGGUCAAAGCGGGCUUCCUUACUCUGUUGGUCUCCGGUAUUGGCGGUGAUGGACGUAUCGACGAUAGCAAGAAUUUAGCUCUGGUCAAGUCAUCCAUCGCGACUCGUGCCCAUUGUAACUACAGCUUUGUCGUUGCCGCAACCGCCCAUAACGUCAACUCUCUUGAAGGACCGGAUAUCAGUCUGGCCAGUGCUUUGAUGCUCCCGUUUGAGCGUGAUUGGAAUGGCGCUAAUCAGGCUGUGGCUAUUGCCGCCCAUUUCAACCAUUGGCCGGUGGACAAGCCAAUCCUGACCGACGCGAAGACUACAAACCUCGCCUCCAUCUUACUCUUUGCCAGUCUUCACAAUCGCAGUGUUCAUGUCCUCGAUGUUCGCACGGCUGCCGAUAUCGAGUUGAUAUCUUUGAGCAAGCAGAAGGGAUUGAAAGUCACCGCUGACGUGACGAUCUACACAUUGUUUUUAAAUCAAUCAAUGUACCCUCAAGCUCAGUGCUUACCAACCGUUGAGGAUCAGGACGUGAUUUGGGAACAUCUGGAACAUAUCGACACGCUCUCUGUCGGUCGACUACCUUUCGAGUUGGCUCAAGAGCUAGGAAAACCUUACACCCCAGGAGAUGGAUAUGCAGAAUGCAUCCAACUACUUUUAUCCGCCCUCAGCCAAGGUAAACUAACUCUAGAGGACAUAACCCUUCGAUGUUCCGAAAACCCUGCUCGAAUAUUCCAUCUGCCUCCUCUGGUGGACACCUACGUUGAAGUGGAAGUUGACCGUAGCCACAGGUUCACCAGCAGUAAUUGGUCACCAUUACAAGACCAAAUGUUCAAUGGCCACGUCCACCGUGUCGUCUUCCAGGAAGAAACUGUUUGUCUCGACGGUUUCUCUCACUCCAAACCAGGUACAGGAAGGCACCUCAACCAGGCUCCCAUCUCACUUUCGCGCACCGCGAGUGAGCUACAAACCUCAUACUCCCAUCCUGGUGCCAAGACAAAGCCGGCAUUCCCCGGUUCCAACUUGAAUGACUCUCCUCAAGGUGCGGCCAGCCGAUCAGCGCUGCGCUCGGUCAGUGCAAUGGCCACCGGCUCGCCGAAUGUGCGCGCUGAGGAAGCUGAUGCACAGUUUGGCCCAGGAGCCCUUCCUGUUAUCCGUUCUGGAUCGCAUGCCAGAUCGCUCCAAUCUGGUAUGCCAGAGGCCCACCAGACCUCCGCUUCUUUCACUCCUCAGCUCAUCCCCCGCGAGCCAUCCAGUCCACGUCUUGGCCUUGAUCGAAACCCAGCUUUCCACCAACGCCACAUCUUGUCGGUCAAUCAAUUCUCCCGCCACGACCUCCAUGGGUUGUUUAGCAUUGCCCAGGAGAUGCGCACUCAGGUCGAGCGCAACGGAGUACUCGAUGUUCUCAAGGGCAAAGUGAUCUGCUCGAUGUUUUACGAGCCGUCGACCAGGACGUCGGCCUCCUUUGAAGCGGCCAUGUGUCGAUUAGGCGGCAGGGUUGUUUCCAUCUCGGCCGAUCAGUCGUCUACCGCCAAAGGCGAAAGCUUGCCGGACACCAUCCGAACUCUUGGAUGCUAUGGCGAUGCCAUUAUUUUGCGACACCCAGUUGCCGGGAGCUCCCGAAACGCUGCCAACGUCUCUCCCGUUCCGAUCAUCAACGCAGGUGACGGUGUAGGGGAACACCCCACACAGGCCUUCUUAGACGUUUACACGAUCCGAGAAGAGUUGGGAACGGUUAACGGACUGACGAUCACUAUGGUUGGAGAUCUGAAGAAUGGACGCACGGUUCACAGCUUGGUUAAGUUGUUGUGCCUCUACCAAGUCAACCUGAUCUUUGUCUCGCCUCGCUCGCUCGCCCUUCCGGAUUCGAUCAAGCAAGAGGUCGCUCGAGCUGGGAUUUCGUUCGAGCAAUCGACCAACCUCGAAGAAGUGAUCGGCAAGACAGAUGUGCUCUAUGUGACUCGUGUCCAACAAGAGCGCUUCACCAGUCAAGCCGAGUAUGAGGCCGUCAAGGGUUCAUAUCGCAUCAAUCACGACUUGCUCAGCCGCGCUCGUAAACAUACCAUCGUCCUCCAUCCUCUGCCUAGGAAUGCUGAGAUCGAUGCCGAGGUCGACCUAGACCCUCUCAGGGCAGCCUACUUCAGACAAAUGCGUUACGGCCUCUUUGUGCGCAUGGCUCUGCUCACUUUGGUUCUGUCACCUUAG